Molecule: messenger RNA, 717 nt
Organism: Adineta steineri
Lineage: Eukaryota; Metazoa; Rotifera; Eurotatoria; Adinetida; Adinetidae
Source: the annotation of a GenBank genome assembly
AUGCCUGAAAAACUCAACGGCUGCGUAUUAAAACCCAUGGAUCAAUGUACUGUAAGGAUUAUAUGGCUAUAUAAUAUAGGCAAAACCGAAAUAGUAGUCACUGGUGGUGAUACUAAAAAAUCUAUAUCAACUGACCAUGCACUUAAUGUCGGUACAGGUUACGAGUAUCGUGAGGAAUUAGAUGCGGAACAAGUUCUGGAAUAUAUAUGUUCAACUGAUGAAUGUAAUAGUUUGGGUCAAAUAAAACGUUUGAUAAAUUCACUAACAGUAACAAGUCAUCUUGACGAAAUUGAAAACAUGAUCAAACCUCAACAACCAUUUCAAGGUGCAUGGUGUGUUCGUGUUUCAAAUACAACUACUAUUGAAUGCGAUCCUACAAUACCAACUGAGUUAUGUAGACAAUGUUCAUUAGCAGUACAGAAUGAUGAAAAGACAACGCAAGUAUGCGCAACUUGUUCAACUGAAAGUGUGGAUAAUUCUUUAUCAUAUACAGUAAUGUUUAAUAUGAAUGAUCGAACACGCUCUAAUAUUUGGCAGGUUCUAUGUCAAGCAGACAAAUGUAAUUCAUUAAGUAAUGCCGAUCUUAUUCAUGAAAAAAGUGCAAUGGACUUUGAUUUUAAUAAAUUUUUUAAUAAUGGACAAAACCGAUUCUCAUUAUCAAUAAUGAUUAAUAUGGUUAUGAUUUUCAUCAUUUUUUUAAACAAAUUUCUUUAUUAA